Molecule: messenger RNA, 15187 nt
Organism: Leptosomus discolor (cuckoo roller)
Lineage: Eukaryota; Metazoa; Chordata; Aves; Leptosomiformes; Leptosomidae
Source: RefSeq, a predicted model, not a curated record
GGCCAGAAACUGACCUUCAAGAUUGACGUCACAGAGCCAAAACCUGCAUUUAUAAACCAGGAAAAGGUCCAGAAGGAGGUGAAGGCUGUCCUGACAGAAAGUGCCACCCUCAGCUGUGAGGUAGCACAGGAUGCAACCGAAGUGAAAUGGUACAAGGACGGAAAACUGCUUGUUUCCUCUAGAAAAUUCAAAAUAGAAACUGUGGGCAAAACCCGGCGCCUGGUUAUAGAGCAGCUGGAGAAGAAAGACGCUGGAGAAUAUAUCUGUGAGGCUGCAGGCCAGAAACUGACCUUCAAGUUGCAGCCAACUGAACCAGAGGCUAAAUUUGAAAAGAAAGUUGUCCAGAAAGAACCUCUCAUUGUUCAAGAACAUGAAAGCAUCACCCUGGCUACUUCAGUAACGCCUGAAACUGCUGCAGUAAAGUGGUUCAAGGAUGGAACAGAAAUCAAGGCGAGCAAGAAAUAUGAGAUCAAGAGUGAGGGGGCGUCCAGGACCCUGACGGUGAACCUGGCUGAGAGCACAGACACUGCUGUGUACACUUGCCAGACAAAGAGCGACAAGCAGGAAUUCAAAGUGCAGGUGAAAGAAAUCCCAGUGAAGUUUGCCAAAAAACUUGAAGCUGUUAAUGCUGAGAUUGGAGGCAGCGUCUCUUUGACCUGUGACGUGAGCCACGCCAGAGGGAAGGUGGUGUGGCGCAGGAAUGGAGUUGAGAUCAAGCCCAGCAAGCGUUUCCAGAUUCACGAAGAAGGGGUCAAACGAACCCUGACAAUAACAGGGAUCCGGGCUGAGGAUGAGGGAGAGUACUCCUGCGAGUCCAGAGAUGACAAGAGCACCAUCACCAUCAUCCCCAAAGCUCCCAGAGUGGUGAAAUUCAUUACAAGCCUCACCAGCGUGGUCUCUGAGGAAGGAAAAGAGGCUGUGUUCAAGUGCACCGUCUCUCCCAGUGAUGCUGUGGUCACUUGGCUCAGGAAUGGCGUCAAGAUUGAAGCCAGCAAGAAGUAUGUGAUCUCGCAGAAGGACACGAACCACAGCCUCACCAUCACUGAUCUGACGCUGGAAGAUGCAGCUGAAAUCUCCGCCAAUGCUGAGGGUGUAGAAAGCAGAGCCAAUCUCAGAGUCCGAGAGGCUUCAAUCUCCUUCAAGAAGAAACUGGAGCCCAGAACAGUUGAAGAGAGGGACACAGUGACCUUGGAGGUAGAGCUGACCAAGCCUGCAGAAGUGAAGUGGAUGAGGAACAGCAUCGUGUUAAAACCCAGUGAAAAAGUAGAGAUUAAAGCUGAGGGAACAAAGCACACCUUGGUGGUUAAGGACAUCUCCUUUGCAGACAGGGGCUUCUACUGCUGUGAGAGUCCUGAUGACAAAACCCAAGCCAAGAUCAACGUGGAAAUGAGGCAGAUCAAGCUGGUGAAAGGUCUUCAGGCCCUCGAAGUCUCGGAGAAAGGGACCGUCACCUUCGAGGUGGAGGUGUCGCAUGAGGACGUGGAAGGGAUCUGGCAGAAGGAUGGUGUUCGGCUGAAGCCGUCACCGAAGAUCAGUAUCGGCGUCGUGGGAAAGAAACAUUCACUGACUCUUUCUUUGGUGACUCUUGAAGAUGCAGGACUCAUCUCCUUCAAAGCAGAUGGCAUUCAUUCGUCAGGGAAGCUCACUGUGACAGAACUGCCUGCGAAAAUUAGCAAACCUUUGGUAGACGUCAGUGCAACUCAGAAGGACAAGGUCACAUUCGAGUGUGAGCUGUCCAAGCCCAACGUGGAUGUUAAGUGGUUCAAGGAUGGGAAGGAGCUCCGGCAAAAUAAAAAGGUGGGGAUUAUUUCUCAGGGAAAUAAGAGAAGCCUCAUUAUUCACAAGUGUGAAUAUGAAGACCAGGGAACCUAUACAUGUGAAGCAGCUGAAGACAAGACAUCAGCUACCCUAAAGGUUCACGGAAAGACCUACUCGCUGACUUACACGCGCGUCCAAGUUGAAGAUGCAGCAGAGAUCAAAUUUGUGGCAGAAAAGGCAGAAUCUCGUGCCCAGCUUACUGUAAAAGAGCUGCCUGUAAAAAUUGUGAAGCCUUUGCGAGAUAAGAUUGCUCUUGAAAAACAUCGUGGAUUCCUGGAGUGCCAGGUGUCUCGUGCCAAUGCUGAAGUUAAGUGGUACAAAAAGGAUGUCGAAAUUCACCCUAGUGACAAAUAUGAAAUUGUAAGCGACGGUGUCUAUCGCAAACUCAUCAUCAACGAUGCAGAUUAUGAAGAUGAAGACACGUACACUUGUGACGCCUUUGAUGACAAAAGCAGUGCUAAUUUCUUUGUUGAAGAGCAAUCCAUUAAUAUUGUAAAGAAGUUGUGUGAUGAAGAUGUGACUGAGCCUGAGGAAGCCAAGUUUGAAUGUGAGAUAUCCAUUCCAUCCGUGAAACCCCCCAAAUGGUCUCUACGCGGCGAAGUCUUACAGGCUGGCAGAAACAUUAUCAUGCAUCAAGAAGGCACCAUCCACAGGCUGACAAUACUGAAAACCAGUGCUGAUAUGACAGGCACCAUUCAAUUCUCCAUUGGCAAAUCGAAAUCCACAGCAAAUCUGCUUGUCAGAGAUUACCACAUUCAGAUCACCAGGAAGAUGGAGGACAAGACAGCUCUGGAGCGCCAUUCAGUCAUCCUGUCCUGCGACUUCAAGCCUUCUCCAAAGGUUGUGAAGUGGUUCAAGGGCCACACACCUAUUGAGCCCUCUGAGAAGUACAAAAUCAAGCGGGAGCAGCAUUCGGCAGAGCUCAAGAUUUUGAAGGUGAAGCCCGAAGAUGCCGGCGUGUACAAGUGCAGGGCUGGAAAUGCAGAGACCGAAGCCACGCUGACUGUUGAAGCCCGCAACGUAGAAGUACUCAAACACCUGCAGGAUGUGGAAAUAGAAGAAGAGAGUUCUGCUGUCUUCUCCUGUGAGCUGUCGCAUGACGAUGAGGACGUGGAAUGGUUCCUCAACGGCACCCUCCUUUACACCAACAAUUUCAAUGACAUCAGGAACGUGGGCAAUUGCUACACGCUGACGAUGAAGCAGGUCAAGCCUGAGGAUGCUGGCACAGUGACAAUGAAGUCAGACAAGGUGUCAGAGACUGUGCGUCUGAAGGUGAUAGAGAAGCCUGCUGUCUUCAUGAAGUCCUUGGACGAUGUUUUUGGUGAGGAGCGGGGUGUGAUUAAACUAGAAUGUGAAGUCUCCAAAGAGAAGGUCAAACCUGUUUGGAAAAAGGAUGGUGUGAAGCUCACUUCUGGUAACAAGUACGAGCAGAUACAGUCUGGGAAGACCCUGUGCCUCCUCAUCCGUGACCUUGAAAAGGCAGACUCAGGUUUAUACACCUGUGAUAUUGGCACUGAUGUUGCCAAGUCAAAGGUCAGCGUUCAGGAAUUGAACAUAGGCAUCACCAAACGGCUGAAGAACACUGAAAUCCAGGAGGGAGAAGAUUGCACUUUUGAGUGUAUUUUGUCCCAUGAAAGUAUUGACGACUUCAGUUGGACGCUGAAUGGGAGCAAAGUGGAAAGUGGUGGGCGAUUUAAAGCCUCUAACGUGGGUCGGAAAUACACGUUCAGUAUCAAAAGCGUGAUUCCUGGUGAUGCUGGGGAAGUCAUUUUCACUGCCCGUGGUCUAACCUCCAAGGCUUCUCUGGUUGUGAAAGAAAAACCUACUGAGGUUAUAAAGCAGCUGGAGGAUAAAACCUCAGCAGCGGGGCAGGACAUCAGCCUGAGCUGUGAAUUGUCAAAACCUGAUGUGAGCAUCAGGUGGUACAAGGAUGGCAAAGCGAUCCGAAAAAGCCAGAAAUAUGACUUGCACCAGGAGGGAACACGGGCCAUUCUGAUCAUCCAUGACUCCACGGUCAAGGACAGUGGGGAGUACACCUGUGAGACAGAGGUCUCUAAAACAAAAGCCAGGAUCACAGUACAAGAAAAACCUAAUUAUUUUGUCAAGGAACUCUCAGAUCUGAAAGUGGAUGAAAGCGGAACUGCAGUUUUUGUGUGCCAGAGCGAGAAAGCUGCCUCCUCUGUGAUCUGGAGGAAAGGCAUAGCUGAACUCAGGGCUGGCAGGAAAUAUGAGAUCACACAGAAAGCACAAGUCCUCCAGCUGACCAUAAAGAACUUGGAGAAGAGUGACAGUGACACUUACACCUGCGACAUUGGUGAUGCCCAGUCCAGAGCCAAACUAGUCGUGCAAGGCCAGAAAGUGCUAAUAACAGAAGACCUGGAAGAUGUCACUGUGUUAGAAGGAGAAUCUGCCAUGUUCAAAUGCAGAAUCUCUCCUGUAGACUAUAGCAAAGUGCAGUGGUUUUUGGAUAAAACCCCACUCCAUACCAAUGAACUUAAUGAGAUCCAGUCUCAGCCUGGUGGAUAUCACUUGCUAACGUUGAAAAAACUCUCACUGAAGGACUCGGGGGUCAUUGCAUUUGAAGCUGGUGAUAAGAAAACAUCUGCCAGUUUGGUUGUUAAAGAGAAGCCCUGCAUCUUCACAAAGGAGCUGGUUGAUACUGAAGUCACUGAGGGAGAGGAUGUGAUCCUUCACUGUGAAACCUCCAAAUCAGACAGCCCUGUAAAGUGGUGCAAAGACGGGAAGAGCCUUAGGAAUUCUUCCAAGUAUAACAUCAGCCGGUCGGGAUUUGAAGCCAAGCUUGUCAUUCACAGGGCAGAAGAAAGAGACAGUGGCAGAUAUGAGUGUGAGGCUGGAGCCGCUAAAAGUAGUGCGGUUAUUACUGUCAAGGCUGUGCCUGUCCUCUUUAAACAAGCCCUGGAGAACACGGAAAUGGAAGAGGGGAAAUCUGUCUCCUUGCGCUGCGAACUCACAAAAGCUGAUGCCACCGUGGUGUGGAAGAAGGGAGAAGCCGCACUCCAGGCAAGUGCCAAAUAUGAAAUGAAGCAGAAGGGGACAGUGGCAGAGCUGGUGAUUCAUAAUGCAGAGCCAGAAGAUGCAGGAAGAUACACCUGUGACGCUGGAGACCAGCAGACCACAGCCCAAGUCAAAAUCCAUGCCGCCUCUGCGCUCAUCAAAGAAGAGCUGAAGAGCGUGGAAGCUGUGGAAGGUGGGACUGCCACCCUGCGAUGCCAGCUGAGCAGAGAGGCCCCCGUGGAGUGGAGGAAGGGGCACACUCUUCUCCGGCCGAGUACCAAGUACAGGAUGAGGCAGGAGGGCACAGUGGCUGAGCUGCUGAUCCACGAUCUGGACCCAAAGGAUGCUGGAGACUACACAUGUGUAGUGGGGAACCAAAAAAACACAGCAGCCUUGUCAGUGAAUGCCUUGCCUAUCCUCUUCCAAGAAGAAAUGUUGAACAAGGAAGCUACAGAAGGGGAGGCAGUCACUUUGCACUGUAAACUGAGCAAAUCGGCCCCGGUUGAGUGGAGAAAGGGGAAUAAGGUCCUCAAGCCAAGUGAAAAAUACAAAAUAGAGCAGGAAGGUCCCUUUGCGGAGCUGAUGAUCCGGGAUUUGGAUCUGGCAGAUGCUGGUGAUUACAGCUGUGUGUGCGGAGAUCAACAGACUACGGCUGCUUUGGCAGUAAAUGCUUUGCCUGCAUUUUUCAAAGAAGGAUUGAAGAACAGAGAAGCCACAGACGGUGCAACAGCCACUCUGCACUGCGAGCUGAGCCAGGUCGGUGUCCCAGUGGAGUGGAAAAAAGGGGACAAGACACUCAAACCGAGUGAUAAGUAUAGGAUGAGACAAGAAGAUACCGCUGCAGAGCUGUUGAUCCGAGAUCUGGAGGUAGAAGAUACAGGAGAAUAUACCUGUGUGUGUGGAGAUCAGAAGACCUCAGCUGUCUUGACAGUCCAUGCUUUGCCUGCACUGUUCAAAAAAGAACUUGUCAAUAUAGAAGCCACAGAAAACGGGACGGCUGUUCUGCAGUGUGAGCUAACUAAACCCACUCCGGUGGAGUGGAGGAAAGGGCAAAAGGUGCUCAAGCCUAGUGAGAAGUACAAAAUGAGACUGAAGGAUACCAUUGCUGAGCUGACAAUCCAUAGCCUGGAGGAACAAGAUGCAGGAGAUUACACGUGUGUGUGCGGAGACAAGACAACUGCUGCAUCCCUGACAGUGCAUGCCCUUCCUCCGCGUUUUAAAAAAGAGUUGAGGAGCGUGGAAGCCACAGAAAACGGCACGGCCACUUUCUGCUGUGAACUGAACAAGCCCGCAGCUGCUGUGGAAUGGAGGAAAGGAGAGAGAGCCCUGGAGGCAAAUGACAAGUUCACCAUGAGGCACGAGGGCACAACUGCUGAGCUGGUGAUCAGUGAUUUAGAUCUGACCGAUGCUGGGGAUUACACAUGCUGUUAUGGAGAUCAGAAAACCACGGCUACACUAAAAGUGAAUGCCUUGCCUGCACACUUCAAGAAAGAGAUGAAGAACGAAGAAGCCACAGAAGGUGGAACAGCCACGCUACAGUGUGAGCUGUCUAGGGCUGCCUCUGUGGAGUGGAAAAAGAAACACAAAGUGCUCAAAUCAAGUGAAAAAUAUACUAUGAGACAGGAAGGUACUACAGCACAGCUGCUGAUCCAUGCUUUAGAAGUCAAGGAUGCUGGGGAGUAUACCUGUGUGUGUGGAGGUGAGAAGACUACUGCUGCACUGACAGUGCACGCCCUUCCUGCUCUCUUCAAAGAAGAGUUAAGAAAUGAGGAAGCCACAGAGGGGGAAGCAGUGACUCUGCGCUGUGAGCUGACCAAGACUGCUUCAGUGGAGUGGAAAAAGGGACACACAGUACUCAAACCUAGCGAGAAAUACAAAAUGAGGCAGAAGGAUGUCACUGCAGAACUGGUGAUCCAUAAUCUAACUGAGAAUGAUGCUGGUGAUUACACCUGUGUGUGUGGGGAUAAGCAGACCACAGCUUCCUUAGCAGUACAUGCACUGCCUGCACGCAUCAAGGAGAGCCUGAAGGACGAGGAGGUAACCGAAGGUCAAGCAGCCACUCUGCGCUGUGAGCUGACCAAGGUUGCUCAAGUAGAGUGGAGAAAAGGAAGCAGUUUGCUCAAAGUCAGCGACAAAUACAAAAUGAGACAGGAGGGCACGGUCAUGAAGCUGCUUAUCCAUGACGUAGAGUUGAAAGAUGCUGGAGAAUACACUUGUGUGUGUGGAGGACAGGAGACAACAGCUGCCUUGAUAGUACACGCCCUGCCCGCGCUUUUCAAAGAAGAACUGAAGGACCUGCAAGCCAUGGAAAGCCAGACAGCCACUCUGCGCUGUGAGCUGACCAAGGCUGCAACUGUGUCAUGGAAGAAAGGAAACAAACUACUCAGGGCAAGUGAAAAAUACAUCAUGCGGCAGGAUAAUUCCCUUGCCGAGAUGGAAAUUUGUGAUCUAGAUCUUCAGGAUGCGGGAGAUUACACCUGUGUGUGUGGAGACCAGCACACCACAGCUUCUCUGACAGUGAAUGCCCUGCCGGUGGUUUUCAAGGAAGAACUGAAGAAUGAAGAAGUCCUAGAAGGUGCAUCUGUCUCUCUGCGCUGUGAAUUAAGCAAAGCAGCUCCAGUGCAGUGGAAAAUGGGGUCCAAAGUGCUCAAAGCAAGUGACAAAUAUCAAAUGAGACAGCCUGGCACCACUGCAGAGCUAGUCAUUCAUGACCUAGAAGUAAAAGAUGCUGGAGAUUACACCUGUGUGUGUGGCGACCAGAAGACAACAGCAACCUUAACAGUUCAUGCUCUGCCACCACUCUUUAAAGAAGAGCUGAAGAACAAGGAAGCAGCAGAAGGUGGAGAAGUCAUCCUGCACUGUGAGCUCACCAAGGCUGCUCUGGUGGAGUGGCGGAAGGACCAGAGGAUUCUCAAAGCAAGUGAGAAAUACAGAAUGAGGCAGGAAGGGACGAAGGCAGAGCUGGUGAUUCAUGAAAUAGCUGAGGAGGAUGCAGGAGACUACACCUGUGUGUGUGGAGAGCACCAGACUACAGCCGUCUUAACAGUACAGGCUGUGCCUCCAUUUUUCCAAGAAGAAAUGUCCAGCAAGGAAGCGGUAGAAGGUGGAACGGCCACUUUGCACUGUGAGCUCAGCAAGCCAUCUGCCCGUGUUCAGUGGAAGAAGGACCAUCACAUCCUCACCUCGGACAACAAGUACAGCAUGAGACAGGAAGGCUGUGCUGUGGAGCUGGUAGUUCACGAUUUAGACUUGAAUGAUACUGGAGAUUAUACCUGUGUGUGUGGAGACAAGACCACCACAGCUACCUUAACAGUGCAUGCACUGCCUCCAGAAUUCAAAAAAGACCUGAAGGACUUGGAAGCCGUAGAAAGUGGGACAGCUGCUCUGCACUGCGAGCUGACCAAACCUGCUGCGGUGGAGUGGAAGAAAGGGCAGGAGGUGCUCAAAGCAAGCAGCAAAUACAAAAUGAGCCAAGAUGGUGCUGUUGCAAAGCUGAUUAUCCAUGAGCUGGAAGUGGAGGACACUGGAGAUUACACCUGUGUGUGCGGGGAUCAGCAGACAACUGCCACUUUGACAGUCAAUGCCCUACCAGCGCUUUUUAAACAAGAGCUUCAGAAUACCGAGGCAGAAGAAGGUGGUACAGCAACACUGAGGUGUGAGCUUACCAAACCCAAGGCUCCAGUAGAGUGGAGGAAAGGAGAUAUUACUCUCUACCCUGGUUUGAAAUAUGAGAUGAAGCAGCAGGGCUCCACUGCUGAACUGGUCAUUUAUGACUUAGAACUGGAUGAUUCAGGAAGGUACAUCUGCGACUCUGGACAUCAGCAGACAGCGGCUGUGGUAACCGUACACGCACUGCCUGUCACAUUUAAGCAACCCCUACAAAAUAAGGAGUCAGAAGAAGGAAGUACAGCAACAUUCUGCUGUGAGCUGUCAAAACCCAAUGCUGCAGUGGAAUGGAGGAAAGGAGGAGCAGGGCUGCAGCCCAGCCAGAAGUAUGAAAUGAGGCAGAGGGAAUGCCUGGUAGAGCUGUUAAUACAUAAUCUCAAAUUAGAAGAUACAGGAGAAUACAGCUGUGAUACUGGCGAUCAGGAAACUAAGGCGUAUUUAAAUGUGAAAGCUCUGCCAGUCCUUUUCAAAAAGGAGCUCAAAGACAAAGAGGCAGAAGAAGGAGCUGCAGUGAAAUUCCAGUGUGAGCUGACAAAGGAUAAUGCAACGGUGGAGUGGAGGAAAGGCACCAUGGAGCUCUUUCCAUGUGCCAAAUACGACAUGAAAUUAAGUGGUCGCACAGCUGAACUUGUGAUUCAUAAUGUAGAACCAGAAGAUGCCUCUGAUUACACAUGUGAUACAGGAGACCAGCAGAGCACAGCAGUCCUCAGAGUGAAUGCCAUCAAACCCCGGCUGAAGCAGCAGCUGAAGAAUGAAGAGGUGGAAGUGGGAGGAACAGCCAGGCUGCGCUGUGAGAUUUCCAUUAGCAAAGCAGAAGUGGAGUGGAGGAAAGACGGGGUCGUCCUUCACUCAAGCUCCAAGUACGAAAUGCGGCAGGACGGCACCCUCCGCGAGCUGCGUGUUCACCACCUGGAGCCUAGUGAUGCUGGGGAGUAUUCCUGCAAGGCUGGAGAUGAGACAAGCUCUGCAAAACUGACCGUGAAAGAGCCUGAUGUGACUAUCGUGAGUGGCCUAAAGGACAUGGCGGUGUUUGAAGGGGACGAUGUCACGUUUCGGUGCCAGGUUUCUCAUGAAAAUGCCAGGGACGUUGAAUGGAAGCUACAGGAUGUUGCUCUGCAAAAUAAUGAAAUGAAUGAGAUCUCAGUGGAAAAAGGGAAGAUUCACACCCUGACAUUAAGGAAGGUGACUGAGCAGGACAUUGGCACCAUUGCUUUCCGAGUAGGACCGCACACGUCAACAGCAGAGCUCACGGUAAAAGAACCAGCAGCAACCAUAGUGGAGACGCUGAAGGACGUCACUUCGUACGAAGGAGAAGACGCAGUGUUUGAAUGCAGGCUGUCCCAGGAAACAACUCAGGAUGCCCAGUGGUUCCUGGGGGAUGUUCCCCUGCAAUCCAAUGAAAUGAAUGAGAUCAGAGUCCAAGGGGCGCGUCACACGUUGGUCCUGAGGAAGGUGACGCUAGAAGACUGUGGGCCCAUCAGCUUCAAAGUCGGGCAGCAUGCCUCAGCAGCACAGCUGACGGUCCAAGCCAAGAACAGCAUUGUCCAGGGCUUGGAGAAUGUGGAAGCUGUGGAAGGAGGAGAAGCCCUGUUUGAAUGCUAUCUUUCCAAGCCUGAGUGCUACAAUUACAACUGGCUGAUCGACGAUGAACCUGCCAAAACUACAGAAAACACUGAGAUGGUUUACUUUGAAAAUGGACGCAGGCAUCUUCUGCUGCUGAAGAACCUGACUCCCCAGGACAGCUGCAGGGUGACUUUUACAUGCAGCGAUGCGGUGACCUCAGCCUUCCUGACGGUGAAAGGAUGGCGCCUACAGAUCUUGCAGCCUCUCACCGAUGUGGAAGUCUUUCCAGGAGAGAAAGCUACGUUCACCUGUGUUCUAAGUGAAGCUGUGCCAAUUAAUGAAGUUGCCUGGUAUAGUAACGACAUAGAGAUCCAGUCAGAUGAGGACUGGGAGGUACAAGCAGAUGGAAACAAAUACAAACUUACUCUGAAAAAAGCCCAACCACAUCAUUCUGGAGAGGUGACCUUUGCUUCCAGAGAAGCGAUUGCAUCAGCCAAGUUAUCUGUGAUAGCCCACCCCGAUCCACCCGAAGAACCAGAAGUUUUAAGUAAGAACAGUCACUCUGUAACUCUGUCUUGGUACAAGCCGUUGAGCGACGGCGGUUGUGACAUCCUAGGCUACAACGUGGAGAAGAAAAUCCCAGGUAUUGGCUGGCAGUCCUGCAGCAAGGGCGUUAUUCAAAACACGGAGUUUAUGGUGGACGAUCUCACCCCAGGUGAACCCUACAGAUUCCGUGUCUCGGCUAUAAACAAAGUUGGGGCCAGCGAGCCGGUGCAUUUCCCUCAGGCGGUGCGUCUAGAGCCUCCAGUUACAGUCACCCAUCCUUUGGUGGGAGGAUCAGUCUCGGAAGGGGAGGUGGCUCGGUUGGAGUGCAAAUUAUCAAGUGAAACUGAAGAGAGAGUGACAUGGUUCAAAGGAAAAGAACAAAUACAAGCUGGAGGGAGAUACGAGAUCCUCUCUGAUGGAAAAAAGCAGAUACUCAUUAUUCACGCAUUUAAACCUGAAGAUCAGGACACAUACACCUGCAUGGUUUCUCCAGAAGUCAAAUCUGUUGCCAGCUUGUGUCUUGAAGUUCCCACAGUGGCAAUGCUAAAAGAUAUUGCCAGGGAAACACCCCCUGCAAGCCAAGCAGAAGAGGUGGUGGAUGGCCAUGUCCAGCCCAGCUUGCCCCCUGAGGCUGCUCAGGAGGGAGAUCUUCACCUCCUGUGGGAAGCUCUGGCCAAGAAACGCCGGAUGAGCCGGGAGCCCACCUUGGAUUCCAUCAGUGAGGUGCCUGAAGAGGACGAGAAGCUUCAGAAGUUGAGGAAGGAGGAAGCGGAGAUGUCUCACUAUUACUCAGAGGAGUACUCCACGUGUGAUGAGCUGGCUAGGACAGGAGAAGCAGAUUUCUCUUUCACAAGCUCAGAUGAUGAGUCUAGAGCUGGGACUCCUUCACUGGUGAACUACCUCAAGAAAGCUGAGAAGAAAAGUGUCAGUGUUACUAGCAAGGUUCAAUCCAUUUCCACAGACAAGUUAUGGAAACAGUGGGAGAAAUCCAGUGAGGAGACUGUGGCAGCUGCCCCAGCUGCUAAGCCAACUGAACCAGAAAUGCCGGAUUUAGAUGAUCCUUCCAUGAACAAGGCUGCUGUGAAGAUCCAAGCUGCUUUCAAAGGCUACAAAGUCAGGAAAGAGAUCAAGCAACAAGAGUGCCCAGUGUUUACUGAGACCUUCAAAGAUUUCUCUGGUGAGCCUGGAAGCACUCUCCACCUUGAGUGUGUGGCCCACAGCAAAACUGACAUGAAAGUCCGUUGGCUGAAAGACGGGGAAGAGCUUUCAGACGGUCGCUACUAUCACAUAGACAACUACAGUGAUGGGACCUGCUCUUUGAUUAUCACUGGCCUGGACAGGAAAGAUGCGGGUAAAUACACCUGUGAGGCAUCCAACAAAUUUGGCAAGGUUUCACACAGUGCUAAGGUGGUUAAACAAAGCACUGACAGUGAGACAGAGAGCUCAUCUGGCAGUGAGCUGGAUGAUGCUUUCCGUAAAGCAGGAAGACGACUUCAUAGACUCUUCAAGGCCAAGAUCUCAACAGAGAUAUCUGAUGUGGAGGAAGAGCUCUUUGUCAGUGCAGAUGAAGGGGACAUAGAGGUGGUUGACCAUCAGACAUACCGUGAGGAUGAGCAGUACAUCUACAUCAAGUUUGAAAUCUUGUCUGAGGCAAAAAGUGCCGCCACUCGAUUCAGGGAGAUGUUUGGUGCUCUCGGAAUUCCCGUGGAGAUUGACAUUUUGGAACAGGGCCCUAAAAAAAUUGAAUUGCGUAUUGGGAAAGCAACACCAGUCACCCAUGGGAAGUUUGCACCACCAGUAGUGAGACCUCCACCGCCUUUGCUGACUUCUGAUACAGCUCCCAUGUUCAUCACUGAACUCCAAAACCAAGAGGUACAAGAUGGAUAUCCAGUCAGCUUUGACUGCAUUGUCGUUGGCAAACCGCUCCCCACUGUUCGCUGGUUUAAGGAUGGGAAAGCUAUCGAAGAAAACGAUCAUUACAUGAUCAAUGAGGACCAGGAAGGGUGCCAUCAGCUGAUCAUCACAGCUGUGGUCCCCACUGACAUGGGUGUUUACCGUUGCCUAGCUGAAAACAACAUGGGAGUUGCUUCAACCAAGGCUGAGCUUCGAGUGGACUUGACCAGCACCGACUAUGAGACAGCAGCAGAUGCAACAGAGACAUCUUCUUACUACAGUGCCAAAGAGUAUAUUUCAAGCCGAGAACAGGAGGAAUCUACCACUGAGGAGGAGCAAUUGCCCCAGAUCUUCGAUGAGCUUCAUGACAUCCAUGUGGCACCUGGAGCAUCGCUGGCUAAAUUUCACCUGAAGGUGAAAGGGUACCCGCAGCCUCGUCUCUAUUGGUUCAAGAAUGGACAGCCAUUAAAGGCCUCGGAUCGCAUCCUGAAGACCCAUAAGCAGGAAUUCCACUCGCUGGAAAUUCGUGACGUCACUAAGGCAGAUGCUGGCCAGUACUCAAUAUUCGUCAUCAACUCUGGUGGUUCUGCAUAUUCAUCAGCCAGGCUGGUAGUCAAAGAUCCUAAUGAGAAAGAAGAGCCAUCAGAAACAGAUUCCUAUGAGCAGCUGAUACCACCAAGAUUCCUAGAAAGAUUUACUAAUAAAAAGGUGAAAAAAGGUGCAAGCAUCACAUUAUCUGUAAAAGUUGAAGGACAUCCACCACCAACUAUUACUUGGCUGAAAGAAGAAUCUCGGGAAGACAUCCUGUGGAUCAAACCAGACACUCCUGGGUACAAACUUGCCAGUUCAAAUAUGCAUCACAGUCUAAUCCUGUUGGACGUUAAAAAGAAGUACAGUGGAGCUUAUACAUGCAUUGCUACCAACAAGGCUGGCCAGUCCCUCUGCACCGCCACCCUGGAAGUUGCAGAUGUGAAAGAGGCUGAAGUUCUGACCCAGGAGCGCGUGAUGGUGUCAGAAGCCAUCAUGACCACACUGGGAGAUAUUCAUCCCUCUGAAACAAGAGAAGGAGACCUUGAAGCUGGUAGAGAAGGUGUACCUAAAAGCCCUAUUUCAUUAGCUGAUGUUGGCUCAGAAGAGUUCUUCCAGAAACUCACCUCCCGUAUCUCAGAAAUGGUAUCUGCAAAAAUAAAUCAGGCUACUCUUCGAGUGCCAGGUGCAGAAAGUGACGAUGAAUCAAAAACUCCCUCUGCAUCUCCUCGCCAUGGACGAUCCCGACCUUCAUCCAUUGCUCAGGAGUCCUCCUCUGAAUCUGAAGAUGGGGAUUCCAGAGGAGAGAUCUUUGAUGUCUACAUGGUCACAGCUGACUACAUGCCUGCUGCUCCUGACAAGGAGACCAUCACUUUGAAGGAAGGCCAAUAUGUGGAAGUCCUUGAUUCAGCUCAUCCUCUGAAAUGGCUGGUCAGGACUAAACCCACAAAAUCUAGCCCCUCUCGACAGGGUUGGGUAUCUCCAGCUUAUCUGGACAAGAAAUUAAAGUUGUCACCAGAGUGGGGAACAACAGAAGCUCCUGAGUUCCCUGGAGAGUUUGUUUCUGAAGAUGAAUAUAAAAGGAAGCUAAGUGUUCUUAUUCAAGAGCUGUUGAUCUCAGAAGAGGAUUACAUUCAGGAUUUACAGUUCCUCCAGACUCAUCAUCUUAAGUUCACUGAGACCUGUCCCAAUGUCCCGGGAGCUGUUGCCAGUCAGAAAUCCACCAUCUUCAGGAAUAUUGAUGACAUUGCUCGCUUCCAUUCCAGUGUCUUCCUCCGAGGCCUGCAGAACAGUGACACUGAUGAUGACGUGGCCAUGUGCUUUAUCAAGCACGAGGCAGAGUUUAAUAAGUACAUCCAGUACCUGGUGGGGCGGGUACAAGCUGAGUCGAUUGUUGUCAGCAAAGCUGUCCAGGAUUUCUACAAGAGGUACACAGAUGAAAUUUUAAUUAAUGAAGAUCCUUCACAGCCACUUAUCCCACCACUGCAGCACUACCUGGAAAAACCCAUAAACAGGAUCCAGCAGUACCAGACUAUAAUCAAGGAAUUAAUCCGAAACAAAGCAAGGAAUAGCCAAAACUGCACUUUGUUGGAGCAGGCUUAUGCCAUUGUGUCUGCACUCACCCGAAGAGCAGAAAACAACCUCCAUGUCUCACUCAUUGAGAAUUACCCAGGGACCUUGGAAAGCCUUGGUGAACCCAUCCGACAGGGCCACUUCAUUGUGUGGGAAGGAGCUCCAGGAGCUAGAAUGGCAUGGAAAGGACACAAAAGACAUGUCUUCCUCUUCAAAAAUUACAUUGUGAUCUGCAAACCAAAGCGAGACACAAAGACAGACACUUACAGUUACAUCUUCAGGAACAUCAUGAAGCUGAACAACAUAGAUGUGAAUGACCUUGUGGAAGGGGAUGACCGGGCGUUUGAGAUCUGGCACGAACGGGAAGACUUGGUCCGCAAGUACCUCCUUCAGGCACGUACGGUGAAUAUCAAGAACUCCUGGGUGAAGGAGAUCUGUGGCAUACAGCAGCGGAUCAGCGAGCCUGUCUGGAUACCUCCAGACUUCGAGGAAGAACUGGCGGACUGUACAGCUGAGCUGGGAGAGACAGUCAAGCUGGCUUGCAAAGUUACAGGCUCUCCCAAGCCAUCUGUCAGCUGGUACAAAG